AUGGCUUCAUUAAUAUGGGGACUGGUCUGCCUCGCUGGCAUCCUGGCUUCGGGAUCUGUGGGAACUUUGGCACAGCCUCGGUCACAGCACCGGCAGAUGCUGUCAGUCAGUCCUCCUGUCUCACGAGUGUCCUCGCAGUUCCACCCAAGAAUCCGUGAGCGCUUCGACGAUAUCACAUCUAUUGAACAAACCUCUGACGAAGUACCGAGUGCUGAAACUUUUCGGGACGUCCAGCUGGAUGAUUACACCGUCCAAGACUUCCAGCAGCGGCGGGGCGUCCGAGCAGGUGCCACCAACCACCUGCCGCUGGAUGGACGGAGAGCUCAGGGUGGAGCUGGUGGCACUGAUUCCAGGUCUGAUCGUUAUCAGCCCUCCGACCAUCAGUCGCCACAGAGGCAGCGCAGCAGCCAGCUGUUGUCACCGCUGCAGCGCGCAGACUCUCCUGCAUCCAGCAGAACCAGCGCAGAACCAAAAUCUAACUGCAGAAACCGGCCAAUAGACCUGGUCUUCAUCAUAGACAGCUCCCGAAGCGUGCGCCCCGCUGAGUUUGAAAAGGCCAAAGAGUUUCUGCAGGACAUGGUGGACAGCAUGGCUAUUGGCUCUGAUGCCACUCGAGUUGGCCUCGUCAACUAUGCCAGCACAGUGCAGAUUGAGUUUCUGCUGAAGAAGUAUUUCGAGAAGUCCUCCCUGAAGCAGGCGCUGGCCCGUAUUGAGCCCCUGGCUUCAGGCACCAUGACAGGCAUGGCCAUCAAGACCGCAAUGGAGAAAGCUUUCACUGAGGAGGCAGGAGCUCGAGCUGGCGCCAUGAACAUCGCCAAAGUGGCCAUCAUAGUGACGGAUGGGAGGCCCCAGGACAAGGUGGAGGAAGUGUCAGCAGCAGCACGAGCGUCAGGGAUUGAGAUCUACGCGGUGGGAGUGGACAGAGCUGACAUGGCGUCCCUCCAGCUCAUGGCCAGCACCCCCCAUGAUGACCAUGUCUUCUAUGUGGAGACCUACGGUGUCAUAGAGAAGCUCACUUCCAAAUUUAGGGAAACUUUGUGUGGUAAGGAUGAUGAUAAUGGGAGUGCUGAUAUUCCAAUAGAUGCCGGAAUUGAUGAUAAUGGACUAGGCCUAGGUGGCAGGAAGGACCGUAAUGGAAUAAAUAAUGAACGUGGCAAUAAGGGAGACAACGGUUCGGAUGCAUGUGCUCAAGGACACAGUUGCCAGCAUAUUUGUGUCAACAACGGCAACUCUUACAGCUGCAAGUGUCGCUCGGGCUACGUCUUAAACCCGGACAAGAAAACAUGCUCACGUUCUGAUCCAUGCACCCAUGGACAUGAGUGCCAGCACAUUUGUGAAAACAGUGAUGACUCUUACAUCUGCAAGUGCCGAUCAGGAUAUAUGUUAAAUGCAGACCAAAAAACGUGCUCACGUUUUGAUCCAUGUGGCUAUGGACAUGAUUGCCAGCACAUUUGUGUAAACGGUGAUGACUCAUACACCUGCAAAUGUCGAGUGGGAUAUGAGUUGAACCCAGAUAAGAAAACAUGCUCACGAUCGAAUACAUGUUCCCAGGGACACGGCUGCCAACACAUUUGCGUCAGCACUGAUGACUCGUACAUAUGCAAAUGUCAGAUGGGAUAUGUGUUGAAUGCAGACCAGAAAACAUGCUCACCAUCGGAUAUAUGUGCCCAGGAACAUGAUUGCCAGCACAUUUGUGUCAACAGUGGUGACUCGUAUGUCUGCAUGUGUCGAGCGGGAUAUAUUUUGAAUGCAGACCAGAAAACAUGCUCAAGUGCAGGUUCAGAUGCAUGUGCCAAGGGACACGACUGCCAGCACAUAUGUGUCAACAAUGGGAACUCAUACACCUGCAAGUGCCGAGUGGGAUAUGUGCUGAAUGUGGACAAGAAAACAUGCUCACGUUCAGAUGCAUGUACUCAGGGACAUGACUGCCAACAUAUUUGUAUCAGCAAUGGAGAUUCUUACAACUGCAAGUGUCGAGGGGGAUAUAUGUUGAAUGCAGACCAGAAAACAUGCUCACAGGAGAUGAGAGGUGAAAUAACUCAAGAUGCCUGCAUGUGUGAAGCUCAAAUUUUGUUCCAGAAAAAAGUGCAGUCAACCAUUCAGGAGCUGAGCAGAAGACUGGAUGAGCUUUCAGACAAAGUGAACCUGAUUGAGGGCCAACAGCAAUAUUAGAAACAACAAUGCCAUCUGAAGACAUUUUCCGGACAUCCAAUUUUCUCGACCAGCGGAAUUCAUCUGUGACCUACAAAUGUCUUAAUAUUUGACUGAAAAUGUGCGUAGUAUUCAUUUCUCAUCCAGUGAACUGGUGGCAGCAGCGUUGUUUAAUAUCAUAAAACUGUAAUCUUACAUUCACAACACAGUAGGUAGUUUCUUCUUACAGUAAAGUCAGGUGUAACUGGUGUAAAGGGGUACAUGUGCUUGCAUAAUUAAAAGAAAAACAACAUUCCCUGCUAACAGUUACAGUCAUUGAGUUCAGAUUAAAAUUAUGUAAGAUAAUUAAGGAAUUUACAGAACAAAAUAUUUAUUUGGAAUUAACAUGUUAAAAGUUCAGUCUAUGCUUUCAUAAAUAUUGUUUAAAUUAUUUUUAGAGGAAAACAUUUUGUAUCACGUUCUUGUUGUGUAUUCAGUACUUUUGGAGUAUUUCUGGAGCCAUGUAGUAUAGGGUUCUUAGCAGAACACAAAGUCUCCAUCCACAGUAUAAUACAACAACUAAUCUCUUAUGCAACAAGCGCACUGUUUGUGUUGUUGCAGUCUUAGCUUGUAGAAAAGAUCAAAAUAUACUCUGAUCCAAAUGGCCCAGGGUAUAUUAAAUCACAGGGCAUUACUAUAAUCCUUUUCUUUGAUACACAAAAUAUUUUUUUUUGUAACAGACAGGUACAGUUAUUUAGGGGAAGACUACAUACAGUUUAGAAAGUUAAAGGUUGACUGGACUGCUUCAGUACUUUGCACACGUGAAAAGUCUUUUUCUUUCUGGCAGCAGUCCAAAUUUCAAUUCAAGGUUCUGGAAACAUGACACUGUGUUUUCCUCAUACAAUACACAUGUACUGUAUACUCUUCUUUCAUACAGCCGUGGUGUAAACUGACAGUAAUGUGCAUGAUGUAUUGUGGUACUUUUGUGAUACAUAACAACUUGUCUGUAUAUUUUCUACUGCGUAUGUAGCGACAAAUAAAUAUUCUAAAACCAUGGA
This is a messenger RNA of Stegastes partitus (bicolor damselfish), 3188 nucleotides long. RefSeq names its product matrilin-3-like. NCBI's taxonomy places the organism in Eukaryota, Metazoa, Chordata, Actinopteri, Pomacentridae. Gene Ontology annotation, molecular function: calcium ion binding. Bases 1 to 2172 code for a protein of 723 amino acids. The transcript has 12 exons. The record is from RefSeq and is a predicted model, not a curated record.